AUGAAAGUAAUACUAUGAAUAAUGAACCACAAAUACAAGUUGCAUCAUCAAAAAAACGAAAACAUCAUCAUCAUCGUAGUAAUAAACGAUAUAAAAAUCAAGAAACAACUUCAGGUACAUAUCCAUUCUAUAUGUCUGACUCAUUAUUUAAUUUUUAUUAUCCAGUUCAAAAUCUAGAUUCUCCGACUAGUGUAAUUUUGGAUGAUGAUGACGAUGAUGAAUUACAAAUAAAUAAUUCAAAUCAAGAACAAUCACAAGAAGAAAAUCAUCAAUGA
Messenger RNA from Adineta steineri, 275 nucleotides. The record is from the annotation of a GenBank genome assembly. NCBI's taxonomy places the organism in Eukaryota, Metazoa, Rotifera, Eurotatoria, Adinetida, Adinetidae.